Drosophila serrata is the source of this 456-nucleotide messenger RNA. RefSeq names its product Cuticular protein 5C (gene Cpr5C). The record is from RefSeq and is a predicted model, not a curated record. Lineage: Eukaryota; Metazoa; Arthropoda; Insecta; Diptera; Drosophilidae. Gene Ontology annotation, cellular component: extracellular matrix.
AUGGCUUUCAAGUUCUUGGCUCUCCUGGCUCUAAUUGCUGCCGCCAGUGCUGGUGUCCUGCCCCCCGCCCAGGUGUAUCAUCCAGCUCCUGCACCAGUGGCCACCUAUGCUGCUCCUGUGCCCCUUCCCGGCCCUGCUGCUAUCGUCAAGACGGUGGCCCAUCCUGUCCUGGCCAAGGCCGAUGAGGAGUACGAUCCCCAUCCUCAGUACAAGUUCGCUUACGAUGUGCAGGACUCGCUGUCCGGUGACUCCAAGAGCCAGGUGGAGGAGCGCGACGGGGAUGUGGUCCGCGGCGAGUAUUCCCUGAUCGAUGCCGAUGGCUUCAAGCGGAUUGUCCAGUAUACCUCGGAUCCGGUUAAUGGUUUCAAUGCCGUGGUCAACAGGGAGCCCCUGGUGGCCAAGGCCAUUGUCAAGGCUGUUGCGUAUGCCGCACCUGCCCCCGUCUAUCAUCACUAA